GCUGCGCGCGGCACGCAGCUGUUCACCUUGAUCUCCGGCGGAAGGAGACUACGAGCACAGACGCACAGAGGCCGCGAGCUCCGCGAAGGUCCGAGCCAGGCUUGCACCCAGAGGCGGGCAGCAGAGGGUGCCCGACGGAAUCUCCUGCGCUCCGCCUGCCGGGCUCCGGUGUCAGCGCCUGUGGCCGCCUCCUCCAAAGUGACUGCUGCCUCGCCGUCUCCGCCGGGCCCGGGACCAUGAAGCUGCUGCCGUCGGUAGUGCUGAAGCUCUUUCUGGCUGCAGUGCUCUCGGCGUUGGUGACCGGUGAGAGCCUGGAGCGGCUUCGGAGAGGGCUAGCGGCCGGAAUCAGCAACCCGGACCUUCCCACUGGAUCCACGGACCAGCUGCUGCCCUCGGGAGGCGGCCGGGGCCGAGAAGUCCUGGACUUGGAAGAGGCGAACCUGGACCUUUUCAGAGUUGCUUUCUCUUCCAAGCCACAAGCUCUGUCCACACCAAGCAAGGAGGAAUAUGGGAAAAGAAAGAAGAAAGGCAAGGGGUUAGGGAGGAAGAGAGACCCAUGUCUUCGGAAAUACAAGGACUUCUGCAUCCACGGAGAAUGCAAAUAUGUGCAGGAGCUCCGGUCUCCAUCCUGCAUCUGCCACCCAGGUUACCACGGAGAGAGGUGCCACGGGCUGAGCCUCCCAGUGGAAAAUCGCUUGUACACCUAUGACCACACAACCAUCCUGGUCGUGGUGGCCGUGGUGCUGUUCUCUCUCUGUCUGCUCGUCAUUGUGGGCCUUCUCAUGUUUUGGUAUCACAGGAGAGGAGGUUACGAUGUGGAAAACGAAGAGAAAGUGAAGUUGGGCAUGACUAAUUCCCACUGAGAGAGACCUGUACUCAAGGAAUCGGCUGGGGACUGUUACCUCUGAGAAGACACAAGUUUAUCUCAGACUCUGCGGAGGGAAAGGACUUCACAACUAGCCACGAAGACUCCCUCUUCCCUAGUUGCUGUCUAGAUUGGGCCUCCCAUAAUUGCUUUGCCAAAAUACCAGAGCCUUCAAGUGCCAAACAAUAUGUCCAGUGAGAUCUGGGUCAGAAGAAAGCAGAAUCAAGGGACCUUCAUGCCCUCUGAUUCCCCGCCUCCAAACCCCACUCACCCCCAUAAGUUUGUUUAAACACUUAUCUUAUGGAUUAAAAUGCCAGUUAAAUUCCACAUGCUCCAGGAUCUUCGACUAAAAACAAAAGAAGAAGAAGGCAAGAUGUGUAGACUAGAAGAAAGUAACAAAGAUUUUCGAGAAGCCAUGUACUCAAGUAGUUGCCAAGGGAUCUGCCAUUGGGACUCUCCAGUGCUGGAUUUGAUGAGCUAACUGUGAAAUACCACUAAGCCCAAGAACUUUGAGUUUUGGGACUUCAACCCAGAUGGAAAAAUAAUUUAACAGCUAUUUUUUUUUGUUUGUUUGUAAAAUGCAUCUUAAAUUAUAUAUUUAUUUUAUUCUAUGUAUGUUAAUUUAUUUAGUUUUUAACAAUCUAACGAUAUUUCAAGUGCCUAGACUGUUACUUUGGCAAUUUUCUAGCCCUCAACCCGGAUUCCCCCCACCAUCUGGCUCAGCGCCACACUCCUCUGCCGCAAAUCUGCAAUGGCUCUGUGACCCUUCUGUAGUAAUUUAUUGUCUAUCCACAUUUCUGAAGACCUUUCAUGAUCAGAGUGCCACAGGAGGGAGUUCUGUAAGGUCAGGAUGUAGGAGUUAACUUUGUCAGAUCCACUCUAUGAGUUGGACUGCAGUCUGGCCUAGGCAAUUUUGUCUACCAUUUGUGUUUUGAAAACUGAAGGUGCUGUUGUCAAGGUGUAACAGAUAUUGAUGUUUCCCUGCAUCCUCUCCCUCCCAAAUCUCAGAAGAGGUUGGGUUCCCAUGCCUGCAGCUUUCCUGCUCACAAUCCCCUCCCCUUGACCCCCAGCCCACAGAAUGAGAAUUCAUUCUCCCUUGUGUCAAGACAUUUCUUCUGGUGCUACUCCAUGCAGGGGUCCUUGCAGCAGAGGACAGUCUAGAAAAGGUGUCAGCAAAGAAAAAGGCUGGCACACAAUAGGAAACAUUGGAGGUGGCUGUUCUUGGUAUUGAUUACCUACCAAUUUCUGCAGAGAGGGUUGGAGGUAGGGAAGGCUUUUGUGUAAAUACAGCCACCUCACCAAAAGUACAAAGGUAUGCUGUCAUGGUCCCUUCUGGAAGUUUCUGGUGCCAUUUCUGAACUGUUACAACCUGUAUUUCCAAACCUGGUUCAUAUUUUUACUUUGCAAUCCAAAUAAAGAUAAGAUAAACCUUACUUUCUACCCUUCUGUUUGCCUGUUUUAACUGAGAACUGAUUUAACAUUGGUAUUUUCUAAGCCCUCAGUAUUAGGUUCUAUGCCAGGCCUAUUUAUGUACACUAACUCAGUGUCUCCAACAACCUGUGAUGGAGGUAUUAUUAUUGUCCCACUAUUUCCAGAGGAAGAAACUGAGGUUCAGAGAGGUUAUGUAACUUGCCUGAGGAUACACAGUUGGUAAGUGACAAAGCUGGGACUCAGACCCUGUUAGUCUGACUCCAAUUAUUUUGUCUAAAUACUUAAACCAUACUACUUCCGAGACAAAAGAGAAUAGACCUUUCACAUAGGAGGUGUGGCUGAAAUCAGGAAAGACGUCCAUUUAUUUGAGGACCAGACUCUGGAAUCUGGGCCUGGCCCUGUGCCUUAUAUGAAAGCAGGCAUUGCUCCUGGUGAAAACAAGAUAUUCUUGAGACCCCUCUCAUGCUCCACAGCCAAUCCACCAGCAAAUCUUGUCAGUCCUACCUUUAGAAUAUAUCCUUAUGCAACCCUUUCUCAUCAUGCCUCAACUAGCACAACAGUUCGCUUCAUCAUCAUCUCCUGCCUAGACUCUUGGGAUAGCAUCCUGCCUCUCUUCUACCUUGCCCCUCUACAGUCUAUUUCCAACAUAGCAGCCAGAGUGACCAUUUUAAAACAUAAUUCAGAUCUUGUCUGCUCUCCAAGCUUUUCUUGACCACCCUAUUAUACAAUUGCAUAUCCCUCCCCCACCCCACUCUUAUUUUCCUUACUUUGCUUUGUUUUUCUCUAUCAUACUUAUCAUCACUGACAUAUUCAUAUUUGUUCAUUCUCCAUCACCUCCUACUAGAAUGUUAACUCCAUCCACAAGGGCAGAGGUGUGCACUUUUCAAUCCCAAAUUCUAAAAUAAUCCAAUUGAGUUAUAGGCACUCAAUUUUCACAAGGAUGAAUGAAUGAAUGAAUAUAAGAAACAAUACAGUCCAGUGCCAGCAAGUGGACAGGUAUGCAAGCCAAUGUUGUCUUUUGAAGUGCCAUUGGGUUUAGAGAAGGGCCCCUGUGGGGAGGGUGAAUGGGGAUCACAGGAUGAAAGUGGAAUUUGGGGCAGGCUGUGUGGCUACGGUGUCCUGGGUGGAUUGGAGGAUGAGAGAUCCAUUGAGAGGCCAUUAAACAAGUGACACUGGUCGGCCCCUUGUCAUCCUCUUCCCUUGGAGAGUUGUGACAUUCUGGAGUUUUUCUAGGAUCUGGUAUUUACUUUGAACUUCCUUUUAAAACUUGGCAGUACCCACCAAAGCUGAAUAUAUGCAACCCUAUAGCCCAGCAAUUCCACUCUAGGGAUAUACACAAGAGAAAUGAGUAUAUAUGGUGAUCAAAGACAUGUACAAGAAUGAUCUUAGCAGCAUUAUUUACAACCCAAAACUGGAAACUACCCAACUAUGCAUCAGCAGUGGAAUGAAUAAAUAAACUAUGGUAUAUCUAUACAAUGAUAAAUAGCAAUAUGCAUGAAUUUCACAACAUAGUGAAAGAAGCCAGACACAAAGGGUACUUUCUGUGGGAUUCCAUUUAUUUAAAAUUCAAAAACAGACCAAAUCAAUCUAUGGUGCAAGAAAUCAGGAAAGAGGUUCUUGUUGGGGUGCAUAAUGGCUGGAAGGGGAACCAAAGAGGACUUCCAGGGUUCUGAUAAUGUUAUGUUCCAUGAUCCGGGUGCUGGCUAAAUAGGUGUAUUCACUUUGUGAAAAUUCAUUGAGCAUGACUUGUGCAUUUUUCUGUAUGUGUUAUACUUGUACAAUACUUACACAAUAAGAAAUUUUUAAAAAACCAGACUUGUAUAGGGGACAGUUUUGAUGUUUGCAUUACAUAAAAUACUGUAAAGUACUUAUGUAUUACUUUGAUAAUCAGAGAAAAUAGUAAAGAUGUCAGAAAUAA
Molecule: messenger RNA, 4214 nt
Organism: Choloepus didactylus (southern two-toed sloth)
Lineage: Eukaryota; Metazoa; Chordata; Mammalia; Pilosa; Megalonychidae
Gene: HBEGF
Product: heparin binding EGF like growth factor
Exons: 6
Coding region: 237-863 (208 amino acids)
Biological process (GO): positive regulation of cell population proliferation; epidermal growth factor receptor signaling pathway; positive regulation of mitotic nuclear division
Molecular function (GO): heparin binding
Source: RefSeq, a predicted model, not a curated record